This is a messenger RNA of Oncorhynchus nerka (sockeye salmon), 7686 nucleotides long. It is a transcript of the gene dnai7, whose product is annotated as dynein axonemal intermediate chain 7. The record is from RefSeq and is a predicted model, not a curated record. The transcript is spliced from 16 exons. Gene Ontology annotation, molecular function: microtubule binding; beta-tubulin binding. Lineage: Eukaryota; Metazoa; Chordata; Actinopteri; Salmoniformes; Salmonidae. Bases 5149 to 7413 code for a protein of 754 amino acids. Gene Ontology annotation, cellular component: axoneme.
GUGUUGAUUGUAUGACUUAAUUUGCCUUUUUAUUGAUGUUUUAUUUGGAUUGUAUGACAAAAACAUUUUAGAAAAAAGGGCAUUUUACGUUAUACAAUCCAAAUGUAACUAUGAGAUCAUAAACAGUCCCCAGCUCAGGCCUUUACCUUAGGACCCCGCCACUCCAGUCAAGCCCCAUGGGGGAAAAGAUGGAGAGGCCAAGAGGGUAUGUCCCUUCUUGAGAUGCAAAACAAUAUUUUAGGUGUUUUGGACAGCAAAGAUAGAUGAAAGGGCAAAUGGCUUGGAGGUCAUGGUUAGGGAGAAUACGAUGAAAAUUGAGGCCAUUAAAACAUCUGUUGACUAUCUUCGGAGAAGUGAAAACCCUCAAAAGUGACAUGGAGAAAGUGGUUAUCUGCCAGGAAGUUAUCUGAAGUUAUCUGCCAGGAAAAUGAAAAGAAGGUGGCUGAACUCGAGCAAAAGGUGAAUGAGGCAGAGAGAUACCAGCGCAGGUGGAACCUGAAGCUCCAUGGAAUUCCAGAGCAGGUGGGUGAGGACAUCAAAUGCAGAGUUGUUGACAUCUGUGGAGCUGUCGUUCCCAAAUCAAAAGCCAAACUUCAGGAAAAUGUAGACAGCGUCCAUCGUUUGGGAAGACUUAAGGAUCAAGACAAGAGACCGAGGACAACCGUCAUCCGGUUCACCAACAGAUCUACACGGAAUCUUCUUUGGAGGCGAGCAAAGAAUUGUGAAUUCCUCAUCAAGCAAAAAAAAUUGAGGUUCACGGAGGAUUUUACCUCAGCAGACAAAGUGACAAGAGAGAAACUGGCCGAUUGUGGCUGCAGCUCGAAAGGCAGGGAAAACUGCAUUUAAAAAAAAAAAUCAGUGCAAGAGUGAUCAUCGAUGGGAAAGAAAUGCGGCCAAAUCAGAACAUUUGAGUGAGAGCCAGAGUCUAACUCGGACAGAACUGUCAGGCCAAAAAACUGAUUACCAGGUGAAAAGCAGCCUUUUAUUAUAAAAAUGUACACAAGCACUUGAAUGAGAAAAGGCUGACCUGAGAACUGGUAAGCUAAACACUAACUAUAGGUGAAUAACUGCUUAUUGUAAAGUCUACGCAAUGUCUCCCCCUUGUGGGAGUAAGAAUACUUUGGUAACUUUAUGACCAUUUUUGUUGUUGGAGAGGUUAAUAAUGGGAUGGAAAUCCUUUUGAGUUACAUAUCCAUAGGAAAAGCUUAUAUUAGCAUAACAAGGUUGUUGGUUGAAGUUUGUCUUUAUCUUUUUGUUCAAUUAAUGUCAGGGUAUUAGUAAUUUACUCAAGCGUACGGCUAUUUUCCUGUAUUGAAAACGGUUUAAUGCAGACUUUUACUUUUUACAAGAGACUCAUGCUUGUUCUUCCGAUCUAUCUUUUUGGAGAAAAAAAAUCAAUGGGGUAAUGAUAUCUGGUUAUCAUAUGGCAAUAACCACUCUGCAGGUGUAACAGGUUUAAGAGGUGCAUUUAAAGGGAAGGUCGUCAGUAGUAAGACUCACCACUCUGGACGUUGGUUAAUUUUAACAGUACAUUUCAACAUUUCCCUUUUUAUUAGGGAAUAGUUAUGCAUCCAACAACAGGAUAUUAUUUCGAGAAUUUGAAGAAAUUAAUAGAGUUAUAGGUGUAUUUCAGGAUAUCAAAAUGAUCUUAUCUUAGGUGGAGAUUUUAAUUCUGUAUCUAAUGUGAUGAUUGACAGAUAUCCCCCUCCUAACGGAUCCAGCAUAGUUAAUCCUGAGUUUAAUAACCUAUGUCUUGGUCUUGGAUUAGUAGAUAUUUGGACAUCUAAAUAUCCUGAUUAAAAGGAAUUCACUUGGAGUAACAAGGACAUGUCCAGACAGUCAAGAAUUGACUUUUGGUUGAUUUCUAAUUCAUUAGAUAAUUCUGUAGUCAAGGUAUCAAUUGAACCAUCAAUUCUUACUGAUCAUAAAGUUAUAUUCUUAUCUUUAAAUAUGAAUGGAUCUGAAGUUAAACCGAAUCGCAGUUAUUGGAAACUCAAUAGUAGACUGUUGGAAGAUGAUCAUUUCAAGAUGGAUGCCAAAGAUAUUAAACAAGACAAUUGGAGGGAAGCCCAACUAUUUAUGUCUUAUUGGGAAUGAAUGAAGUAUGAAAUAAGACAAACAGCCAUGAAGAGAGGUAAAGAAAUUGUUGAACUUAAAAGAAUGAGGGAAGAUAAACUUGUUUCGGAAAUACUUUCUCUAAUCUCUAUGGAGGACCUUGAUGAAGAGGGAAAGGGUCUGUUAUUCUCUUUACAACUAGAAAUGGGCAGAAUGUAUGAAGAGAAAGCAAACGGGGCAUUUGUAAGAUCAAGAAGGAGAUGGUUGGAGGAAGGUGAAAAAAAUACAAAAUACUUUUACAAUUUAGAAAGAAAGAAUUCUGAAUCUAUUCAUAAGCUCAAUAUAGAUGGCAAAGAAAAUGAAAACCCCAAAGAUAUUUCAAAAUAUGUUUCAGAAUUCUAUGGUAACCUUUAUACCAGUAAUGCCUGUCCUACUAGUAAUGUAUCUGACUUUCUAGACUCUGUCAAAGACUGCAAAAUUCAUAGAUGAAGACUUCCAAAAGUCUUGUGAUGAAAUUAUUUCUAUUAAUGAAAUAAAAAAAAUGUAUCAGCAAUUUAAAAGAGAACAAAUCUCCAGGGAAUGAUGGCAUUAUCAGUGAAUUCUAUAAAUAUUUUCAGGAGGAUAUUAUUGAAUUUAUAUUGAAUGUUUUUAAGGAGGCAAUUGAUUUAGGGGCCCUGCCUGUUUCUAUGACACAAGGCCUAAUUUCUGUAAUACCCAAACCAAACAAAGAUUCUAUGAUGUUAGAAAAUUGGAGACCAAUCACAUUAAUGAACAAUGAUGGAAAGCUACUUGCAUCCAUCUUUGCAGAAAGACUUUUAAAAAAGGUAUUGACCAAAUCAUUGACGAUACCCAGUCUGGUUUUAUGAAGGGCAGACAUAUAUGUAAUAAUAUUCGACUAGUAUUGGACUUGAUAGACUACAAUGAGCACAUUAUGGAAGAUAGCUUUAUUUUAUUUGUAGACUUUUACAAGGCAUUUGAUACAGAACAUUAUUUUCUUUUUGAGACUUCGAUUUUUUGGUUUUGGUCAAUAUUUUCAAAGUGUAAUUAAGACACUUUACAACAAUUUGUAAGUCGCUCUGGAUAAGAGCGUCUGCUAAAUGACUUAAAUGUAAAUGUAAUAGCUCUGUCAAAUAACCCAUGGAACUUCACAAAGAUUCGACAUUAGACGUGGAAUUAAACAAGGAUGCCCAAUUUCUCCUUUCUUAUUUUUAUUGGUCACACAAGUUAUGGCACUUCAUAUAAAUAAGGAUAGUUUUAGGGGUAUUCAGAUACAAUAUCGCUCUGGAUAAGAGCGUCUGCUAAAUGACUUAAAUGUAAAUGUAAAAUACAAGACAAAGAGAUAAAAUGUUAACAAUUGGCUGACGACACCACCAUUUUUUUUGAAAGAUCAUAAUGAAGUCAAGAAAGCUAUUGUGUGUAUUAAUGCCUUCACACAUGUAUCAGGUUUAUCUCUAAAUAUUAGGAAAUGUGAAUUAUUUCCGUUGAAAAGAUGUGACUUAAACUCAGGAUGUAAUAUCCCUGUAAAAGAUGUGGUCACAUAUCUUGGUAUUACAGUUAGCAAAGAUCAGAAAGAAAGGGCCAACUUAAAUGUCUCUCCUUUUGUAGAGAACAUUGCAAAGAUAUUUAUCUCCUGUUUAUUAAGAGAUCUUUAUCUGGACGUGUACUUUUAUCACAAUCUGAAGGUCCAGAUGAGUUUAUACCUCCCUUGCCUUGGAUGUUCCUCUGUCAGUAACUAAAAUGGUUGAUACUAAAUGAUUUAACUUCAUAAGGAGGAAUAAUCCUCAUUAUUUUAGAAAAGCGGUAAUAUGUAGCACCCAAGGUGAGGGAGGGUUGAACCCUCUGGAUUUUAAAACCUCUAAUAUAAUAUUUAAGAUUAAAUGGAUACAAAACUAUUUAAGAAAUAAGGAUUGCAUCUGGAAUAUCCUCCCUAAUUUAAUAUUCCAACAAAUUGGUGGUCUAGAAUUCUUACUCAUAUGCAACUUUGAUAUGGGUAAAAUACCUAUUAAGCUUACAAACUUUCAUAAACAAGUACUUUAACUUGGAACCUCAUGUACAAACACAAUUUUCCCCCUCAUAGGUGUACAAUCUGGAAUAAUAAAGACAUAAAAUACAAAAACAAGUCUUUGUUUUUCCAGAACUGGUUUGACAACAUUAUUUGGGUUAAACAAUUAUUGAAUAAUGGACAACUAUAUGAUUAUCCAGAAUUUAUUAGAACACACAAUGUUACAUUCACUCCUGAGGAGUAUCAAAUUGUUGUUAGAGCGGUCCCUAAAGGUGCUAUUCUUCUUUUAGGAGAAUAUAACAGUACUCCAAGUGCAACUGUUGAGGAUUCUGUAGCCUCAAUACAACUAGAAGGAAUUGACAUUUUAAACUAUAACAUGUAUAUAAAGGAAACUAUGUCAAUGUGUUACUAUUCCCUCUGCUAAAAUGUACUGGAAUGCAGCCCUCGGACAAGUGAACUGGAACACAGUUUCAUUGUUGUCUGGUAAAUAUUGUAUAUCUAAUAAGGUGAAAGUAGUAUCAUACAAACUCAUUCAUAGAAUCUACCCUGUAAAGACCUUUAUUAUACACAGAUUUAAAAUAGCUAUUGUAUUUUGUGAUUGUGACCCAGAGACUCUUGACCAUUUAUUUUGGGACUGCUCUUAUGUUAGAAGAUUUUGGUGUGAGUUAGAUUUUAUUUUAAAAUAACUGUUAAGGUUAAUUUGAAAGACUCUGAUAUUAUGUUUUAUUUUGAACCAAAUGAUAUGGACCCUGAUUUAACUUUCAUUGUUAAUUUGUUUAUCUUUUCAUGGAAGAUUCUUUGUCCAUAAAAUUGUGCACCAUAAAAGUAUCUAACAAAUUGAAAAUUAAUCUUGAUAUGUAAAACCCCCGUCUGUUAGGUUUAUGUGCUCUUGUUUGUAUAUUUCAAUUUUUUUUUUGUAUUUGUUGUGUUCAUAAUAAAAAUUUUAACAUAUAAAGAGUUCAUAAACAACGCCAUAAAUCGUUGUACACGUCGCAAAGCAAAAUAUUGACCUACUGUGCGUGCGUUUCCGUUUCCAUGGUAACUUGGACGCGAAAAGAGUUGAAAGCUGACAGAUAUCGCACCAAGAGAAAAUGCCACCCAAGGAUGCAAAGUCUGCCCAAAAGAAAGGAGGCAAGCUCAGUAAGGCUGAAAAGGAGCAACUUCAGAAAGAGGAGGAUGAGAGAAGACAGAAGGAAGAUGAGGAGGCUCGACUCCUGGCUGAGAAAGAGGAGCAAGAGAGGCUGGAGAGAGAGAGAAAGGAGCAGGAGGAGCAUCAGAAACUGGAACUAAAGGACAAAGAUCGCAGAGAGGAUGAGCUGAACGAACUGCGUCAUCUAGUGGAAGAGAACCAGACUGCAGUCACCAAGUGGGAGACUGACUCCAGAGCGAAAGCCAAGUGGGACAGGUACAUGCGUUGUGACGGGAGUCCAGACCCGUCAGUCCAGCAGGAGAUCAACACCUUCAUCAACCUGUGGUGCGAGGACCCAGAGGUCCAGAUCAAACCGAUUCUAAAGGAGUGUGCCCUGGCGCUACGGCUGCUAGAGGAGCUGGAGGGUAUGCUGAGGGACGAGCCUGAACCAGCUGAUGCCCUGAGGUACCAGGAGACCCUGCUCUCCAUCCAGACUCUCAUCCAAUCCAAACUUGACCACAGCACUGAGGAGAUACUCAAGGUCUGUGUGUUUCUCCCUGGCCACAGUGGGCCAAUGCUCACUCAGACAUUGAGACGGGGAACAUGCAGACAGUGGUCCAGGAUGACAUCAUCACACUGUGUCUGUGGGCCAACCUUAACAAGAACCCAAGGCACGUCACAGACGUUUAAAGGGUUCCAGUUCGAGGAGGUGGGACUGGGCUUUGAGCUGCCCAAACAGCUGGCAGUCAGUGACGUCGCUGUGAGAAUCCUCCACACCCACUACGACCACUUGUCUCACCUGGCUAACCUGAAAAGCCAGAACCCCAGCAGGAUGUCCCUGGGCCUGGGGACCAGGGAGGAACCCCUUCUGGAGGGAGCGACCCCCGUGGGGGAGUGUGGGGAGACGGAGGGAGAUGGUGACAGGAGAGGGAGCACACAGCAGGGAGGUGCAGAAGAAGAGGUGCAGUCUGUCAGAGGGUCUGAAGGCAGGAAGAGUGCGGUGAGUGUGAUAUCUAUGAAGGAGGACGGGAGGAGUGGUCAGAAGCAGCUGGAGGAUGCACAACAGAAGCUGGAGGAGAAUGGGAGUCAGAUAGAUACAAUGUUAGAGGGAGAUGACUCAGGUGAGGGAGACUCCACCCCUACCCCGAUGGACCCAGUGAUUGACAGCUAUGAGGGUCAGGUGGUUGACCUUCAACAGUACACACCCCUGGGAGGAGUCUUCUACUGCGAUGUCUUCCGUCUGCCGCCACAGUCCCAACAACUCAAUGGAUGGGAGAUGAGAGAGCUGUUGGACACAGGGCUGCAGCCGUUCCCCUACCCCACAGAGCAGACUCAGAUCCAGGGCUCUGCCUCCAUGAAGCUGGAGGACAGUGGGGUCUUGACCAGUCCCCCUGUAGGGGUCACAGUCACCCUGCCUGACUCUGUCCUAUUCCUGGAGGACCCCCAGGUGGCCCGCUGGGACCCUGAAGGUCAGCACUGGAAGACCGACUGCAUCAGUGAGACGUCGUACGACCAGGCAGAGCGGAAGAUCUCGUUCAAGAUGGACUCAUUCUACGCCUUCACGCUUCUACAGGACUCGUAUGCCAACAUGCCGUUCCAAAGCUGGGAGCUCAGACCACUGGGCCAGGACUCUGCACUGCUCACCAUCACCGCAGCCCUCACUGAAGUUAGCAUCACCAUCAAGGGCAGCAAGUGUAUGCUCCAGUCAGACCAGGAGAGAGGACUGAACCACAUCCUGGGCCAGUGGAUGAGUCCCUCUGAACUGCAGAAAGCCAUGGUCAGCGCCGGGGUCAACAUCUUCGUCAACCAAUACUCCGACAAAUAUGUCAGCGUAAACGCAAAGGACCCUCUGAUAGAACAUGCUGUGUAUGAACAGAUGGCCCUGCUCUCCUCUGCCUUCGCCUUCUCCUGGAGCCAGUGGAACACACAGUGUGGCCAUGAGCGUCUGGUGCUGCAGGUGUGUGAGCACCUAGACCCGGUCCCGGUCCGAGAUGACUCGUGGUGUGUGUACCUGCUGGGGGCCCGGAGGAGCCAAAGGCUGAGGAUCAAGGAACACAGUGAGGCGUUCUCUCCAGAGCUGGACCCCGGCAGCGAGUUCCACUCCACCUUCCUGCAUAUGCUCCGAGACGGCAUGUCCCCCGCCGGACAGGACCGACGCUCUCACCACCUGUUCGUCGACGCCGUGCACAGACUGCUGCGUGCCACACGGCCUCUCACAUACUCCUGACUACAGUAGAUACUAGACCCCCAAGCUCUGUCAGAGUAGCCAAAAACCACAGAUCUAGGAUCAGAUUGAACUAUUCCCGAUCAUAACUUUAACCAUUAGGGGGAAUAUGUAUAUCUGAUCUUGUAUCAGGUAGGUUAGCGGCAACUUCAACCUACUGUGCGGAACACCGUGGGUAUGACAGACUGCUGUCAACUUUAACCCUUACAACAGAUGGACCCUCAUGUAAAACCACAAAGCUUAUUUCUGUAGAAUAAAGUUCCUUUAUUGUGUAAA